CACGUGAUAACACUCUUUACACAAAUGCCGAAGAGAUAAACACACAGAGACAGACAACUCGGAUGAACUAAAUUUUACUUCCCGCUCCAAUGGAGCUCACUCUACAGAUCUCCGCAACUCUUCCUAGAGAUAAUCUUCUCCAUUUUUCCUCUAGCUUAACUAAAGUCUCGUAUCCCCGGUUUACAAGAAACCCAUUUCAAGAAAUUUCAUUCCAGUCUUCUAGAAACCGUGAGCCUGUUUUGGAAGAACAACUCUCAAAGGAAAGAUAUGUCGAUGAUGAUGAUGAUGAAGAAGGAAUAAAUCCUUGUGAUGAUGAUUCAUACUUAUCAUUAAAUGAAAAACCAGAUAGAAAUUUGGCUUUACUUGAUGAUUAUGAGAUGGAGGAACUCGAUUUUGUUGUCGACCCUAACCAUAGAAGUGGAUAUGUGGCUGUACUUGGUAAACCAAAUGUUGGAAAGAGUACACUUUCGAACCAGAUGGUUGGUCAGAAGCUCUCUAUUGUAACAGAUAAACCUCAAACCACUAGACAUCGGAUACUUGGUAUAAUUUCUAGUGAAGAAUAUCAGAUGAUCCUUUAUGAUACACCUGGUGUUAUUGAGAAGAAAAUGCACCAGCUGGAUACAAUGAUGAUGAAAAAUGUUCGCAGUGCUGCCGUUAAUGCGGAUUGUGUUUUGAUUGUUGUUGAUGCUUCUAAGAUGCCUCAGAAGAUUGACGAGGUUUUGGAGGAAGGUAACCUUAAAGAGAAAGUACCGACUUUGUUGGUGUUGAAUAAGAAAGAUUUGAUUAAGCCUGGAGAGACUGCAAAGAGACUAGAGUGGUAUGAAAAGUUCACUGAUGUUGAUGAGGUGAUUCCUGUUAGUGCAAAAUUUGGUCAUGGAAUUGAAGAUAUUAAGAAUUGGAUACUAACAAAACUUCCUAUAGGACCAGCUUAUUAUCCAAAGGAUAUUGCUAGUGAGCACCCAGAGAGAUUCUUCGUAGCAGAAAUUGUUAGAGAGAAAAUUUUCAUCCAAUACAGAAAUGAAGUUCCUUAUGCGUGUCAGGUGAACGUGGUAAACUACAAAACUAGACCAACUUCAAAAGACUUCAUUCAAGUUGAGAUUGUUGUUGAGAAGAAUACACAAAAGAUAAUCCUCAUUGGAAAAGAAGGGAAGGCUCUAAAACUCUUGGCAACAGCUGCGCGGCUUGAUAUUGAAGAUUUCCUGCAGAAGAAAGUCUUCCUUGAGGUGGAAGUUAAGGUGAAAGAUAACUGGCGACAAGAUGAAGGUCUCCUGAAACACUAUGGUUAUGGAGGACAAAUUCGAGCCUUGUGAAGUGCCUUAGUACUGCACACUCAAUCAUGUAAGGUUUGAACCUGACAUAAAUGUGAUGUACUGGAAUAUUUGAUAAGGUAAUAAGAGAGAUAGAGUUGUACUAAGCAUUCAAGCAAGACAAUACAUCGGGGAAGAGUGAUGGAGAUAUAACUUCACAAACACAGUAACCUCAGUACCACUGUACUGCCUCUCUUUUCUAUUUUCAGUGAUAAACACUAAAUGCAAGUACAUGCUUAUUAAA
Papaver somniferum (opium poppy) is the source of this 1551-nucleotide messenger RNA. RefSeq names its product GTPase ERA-like, chloroplastic. Gene Ontology annotation, biological process: ribosomal small subunit assembly. Gene Ontology annotation, molecular function: GTP binding; ribosomal small subunit binding; rRNA binding. Bases 90 to 1310 code for a protein of 406 amino acids. Lineage: Eukaryota; Viridiplantae; Streptophyta; Magnoliopsida; Ranunculales; Papaveraceae. The transcript has 9 exons. The record is from RefSeq and is a predicted model, not a curated record.